AUGAGAAAACUCACCUCCGUUGAAGCCAACGCCACGGCACUGCUACAGGUAUUACCGCCCUCGCCGUUGAUAGCAAGAGUGCCAUCUUCAUCCCCAACCAACAAUUAUUAUGGGCAUGGGAUGUUCUUGUUUUCAGCGAUUUCAAUUCUUGACUCAGCUUUCGAUAUAACCACCCUCUCUAUAAUCUUAUGUCUCAUCCUCUUCUCUAGCCUUUCUCUCUCAUUCAUCUUUCAUCUCCAUCUAAAAUCACGUAGAGCGUACCAUUUACAAAACUUCAACUCCCUCUGGUCUGUCCGACUCCUUCUCGUCUCCUUCAUCGCCUUUUGGGCCCUCAACGAAAUCCUUCACCUGCCCUUUUUCUACCAACGAUAUCUGUACCCAUUUUUUCCCUCCUUGACCCUAUCCGAGCAAACCAACAUCUGUAAAAUUCAUGUUGUUCUUUCUCUUGGUUUCUUUGAGCCAGGCUUCUUAAUAUCCCUUCUUUUCCUUGUUGACGUAUCAAUCAAAAAGCGAAGCCCACAAGAUAUGUGGGCAAUGGGAUCAAUCAUCCUUAAUUGUUUGCCUGUUUUCAUGCUUCAAGUGUUCUUCGUGUUUUUUUCGCCUCUAAAAGCUCAAUUACCAGAUGUUUUUCACGUAAGUUAUGUUCUUUCUAUUGACCCUUACAAUAACAAAAUAUUGAUGUGCACGUACCCUUUGUUUAGUAUCAUAGUCUUUGCUGCAUUUGGGAUUGUCUACUCGCUAGGGUUCUUGUUCUCAUAUUGGAAGGUUGUGUCUCUUGUGAUCAACAAAGGCACUAGGGUCAGAAUCCAUGUUCUUGCUUUCUCAGUCCUUGUUGCUUUGCCCAUGCAAGUCCUCUUUCUGGCAUUGUCAUCUUUUUGGAGACCAGAUCACCACACUUAUCGUGGUGCCAUGUUGGGCAUGUUUGUCAGCGUGUCAUUCUGUGCUAUAGUGGGGGAGGGCAUUUUGGUAAUUAAACCAAUCGUUGAUGCAUUAGCUACUGGCGGACAUUGUUUACAGUACAACACCAGUGUUGAGUUGCCACCGGUGCAAGUUGGGAGACGAGAGGUGGUGGAUGUUAAUCGAUAG
Camellia sinensis is the source of this 1086-nucleotide messenger RNA. RefSeq lists its product as uncharacterized. The record is from RefSeq and is a predicted model, not a curated record. Lineage: Eukaryota; Viridiplantae; Streptophyta; Magnoliopsida; Ericales; Theaceae.